AUGGAGGUGCCGGCGGCCGCGGAGCGCAACAAGGGCCCGAUCCUGGCGGUGCUGCGGGAGUGCGCGGGGGGCGCUGCCCACGCGGGGGCGGCGCUGCGGGUGCUGGAGGUGGGCGCGGGCGCGGGGCUCCACGCCGCGCACUUCGCCCGCGCCCUCCCGCACACGCGCUGGCAGCCCUCGGACAUCGACCCGCGGGCCCUGCGCAGCAUCUCUGCCUACGUGGAGGCCACGGGGCUGCCCAACCUGCUGCCCCCCAUCGUGGUGGACGUCUCGCAGGGCUGGGAGGCGUGGGGGGGCACCCAGCCCGCCACCCUCGACCUCCUUGUCAGCAUCAACAUGAUGCACAUCGCGGAGCUGCGCUGCACCGAGGGCCUGUUCAAAGGUGCUGGGGUGCUGCUGAAGCCCGGAGGAGUGCUCUUCACCUACGGGCCCUACGCCGUGGACGGACAGAUCAGCCCCCAAAGCAACGUGGACUUUGACCGCAGCCUGAGGCAGAGAAAUCCCGCCUGGGGCCUGCGGGACACGGCGCUGCUGCGGGAACUGGCCGAGGCCAACGGGCUGCGCCUGGAGAGGAUGGUGGACAUGCCGGCCAACAACAAGAGCCUCAUCUUCCGCAAGCUGUGACUGCCCCGACCUCCAGCACGUCCCGGCACUGCUGCCCCCAGCGCUGCCUCCUCGAGGGGUCCCAGCGUCCCCCCACAGGUGCCACCUGGGGACAGCAGUGAUGGGGCUGACUUAGCUGGGGGGGAGGGGUCCAUCUCCCCCAGUGCCUUGUCCCUUGGCAACAGGGUGCCGCAGCCCGGACCAGAGGAGGACAGGCAUGGUGGGGCACAGGUGUGGGAGUGGGGGCACAGCACCCCUGGGUAUGGGGGACACUUCUUGGUUUGCUCAGGGGAUGCUGUGCUGAGGGCAGGGGGCGAUCACCCUUCCCCCCUUCCCCAGGACUGUGCAUUUCCCCCCAAUAAACUUUGUGGCUUUGGCUCCCCCC
Messenger RNA from Myiozetetes cayanensis, 988 nucleotides. It is a transcript of the gene METTL26, whose product is annotated as methyltransferase like 26. The transcript is spliced from 6 exons. The coding region runs from base 1 to 624 and encodes 207 amino acids. NCBI's taxonomy places the organism in Eukaryota, Metazoa, Chordata, Aves, Passeriformes, Tyrannidae. The record is from RefSeq and is a predicted model, not a curated record.